Messenger RNA from Stomoxys calcitrans (stable fly), 4446 nucleotides. RefSeq names its product glutamate-gated chloride channel (gene pHCl-1). Gene Ontology annotation, molecular function: neurotransmitter receptor activity; chloride channel activity; extracellular ligand-gated monoatomic ion channel activity. Gene Ontology annotation, cellular component: synapse; membrane; neuron projection. NCBI's taxonomy places the organism in Eukaryota, Metazoa, Arthropoda, Insecta, Diptera, Muscidae. The record is from RefSeq and is a predicted model, not a curated record. Gene Ontology annotation, biological process: signal transduction; chemical synaptic transmission; nervous system process. Bases 724 to 3309 code for a protein of 861 amino acids. The transcript has 14 exons.
AAACUGGAUAAAACUAACGACGACUGCCAACAACAAAAAUCGGCUAAAGCCAAAAAAAACACCACCAUCAGUGCAACUACAAUAAGUUGCAGCAACAUCUUCAACUGCAGUAGCAACAGCAGCAGCAGCAACAGUAACGAUAGCAACGGUUAUACUAUCAGGGACGAAUUGAAAAGAACUUUAAGUUUUUAUAGUCUGGAAGCCAAGGAGCACAUAUAUAGGAAUAGUCAUAACUCCUUAAAGCUAGAGGGAAAGGGAGUUAAAUUAACUGAAUCCGAAGAGGAAAUCCUACAAGAGUCGUGUGCAAAUUGUUAUCCUUUAGCCUGCCACAAUAGAAUUUGUUGCCGACAACAGAAUUUGAUUGAGGGAGAAAUAAUCAACCAUACCAGCCAUUGCUUGGAAUCUCAGCCCAAGUAUUUCAACACCAACAGCUGCAGCAACAGCAUCUGCAACUGUGCCUGUGUCAGCAACAAUAGCAAGUGUUCUUGUCACUGUCUGGCAUCGUCGUAUUUCUGCCAGAAACACAAAAACACGUUACGCAAUGAAAUUUCUCGUGGUACACAGGGGGUGGUGGACUGCACCAAGGGAGCAGUGUACACGAAAGCCGAACCAUUGCCUAAAACCUAUUUUCCAAGGGGACAGUGUUUGCAAAGGGUACUGUCACACGCGAAAAUUGCCCUAACAUCGAAUACUCUCGAUUUGAAGAACGGCUUAGCCGAGGCUAUGGGAAAUUCUGUAAAAAUCGUGGAAUCAUUGCUUUCGCGUUCAAACACCAACACCACGCAGUGCCGGAAACAUUGCAUGGGCAACAAAACCAGCAACCAAAUCACCAACACACACAACCAUAAAGAUAACAAUAAUAAGUCUGAGCCAUAUAGGGGCUACUGUCAGCGCAAACAUCAUACCCUAAAGCCCGAUUUCAUCCCGUAUACUUCAACGAAUUCCUCCUGCUCUCUCCAUGAUGCCAUCAGCUCAAAACAAAUCAAACAGCAACAGCAACACCAACAACAAUACUCCAACAUCAAAAGCAACACUAUCAAUAAUAAAGUCACGUUGGGCAAAAGUUGCAACAAUUGCCAUAACGCUACGACGACAUCUACGCCAACCCAAACCGCAGCCUUCAAUUAUAUUGGUCACAAUUACUAUCACUUUCUGCGCAACUCGAUCAAUUUCUAUACCGCCUACACGGCCAGUGUCAUACUGGUGUUGUGCUACUUAACCACCACCACAUCCGCUGCCACGCCCAAAUCGGACGCAACAUCCUUAGACAAGCAUCCAAUUAAAGGCAUCGAUUGGUCGAAAUUCGAUGAGUCAAGUUCGGAUAAGGAAAUACUGGAUUUAUUAUUGGAGCAGAAACGUUACGACAAGCGGCUGUUACCGCCAGUUCACGAUGAAGACUUUUGCUGUGGAUUGUCGUCACCUGAUAUGGCAACAGAACAAAAUUCAAGGAGGCCACAUAAGCGCGGUACACUCAACGUUAAUGUGACGGUGCUGUUGCUGAGUUUGGCCUCUCCAGAUGAAAGUAGUCUGAAAUACGAAGUGGAAUUUCUAUUGAAUCAGUUCUGGGUGGAUCCUCGUCUGCAGUAUGGCAACAAGUCGCAUUACGACUUUCUAAAUGCAUUGCAUCAUCAUGACAGCAUCUGGACGCCGGACACAUAUUUUAGUAUGCACGGCGACUUUAAAGAUCCUAUUAUACCCAUGCACUUCGCUUUGCGAAUUUUCCGGAACGGGACCAUUAUGUACUCAAUGAGACGCCAUUUAAUCUUAUCAUGCCAGGGAAGCUUACAUAUAUUCCCCUUCGAUGAUCCCAAGUGUACAUUUUCCAUGGAAAGUAUAUCAUACGAAGAGCCGCAAAUAAGGUAUGUCUGGACGAACGGUGAGGUUACCCUGCUCAAGAGUCCAUCGUUGACCACCUUAAAUGCCUAUCUGAUAAAGAAUCAGACAACAGCCUGCGAGCAGCACAGUUGGAGGGGUAAUUACAGUUGUCUGCAAGUUGAUUUAACAUUUACACGCGAUCGUGCGUAUUAUUUUACAACCGUUUUCAUACCCGGCAUUAUAUUGGUGACCUCAUCCUUUAUCACAUUCUGGCUGGAAUGGAAUGCAGUGCCAGCCAGAGUUAUGAUCGGAGUGACUACAAUGCUGAAUUUCUUCACAACAUCAAACGGUUUCCGCAGCACACUUCCUGUCGUUUCUAAUCUCACCGCAAUGAAUGUCUGGGAUGGUGUCUGCAUGUGUUUCAUUUAUGCUUCACUCCUGGAGUUUGUCUGCGUCAAUUACAUGGGACGCAAGAGGCCGCAACACAAUGUGGUCUAUCGACCUGGAGAGAAUCCCGUCACACAGCGUCUUCCAGCGGUUCUAAGCAGGAUUGGAGUCAUUCUUGCAAGUCCUUUGGAAAUAGUCGAGCGGGAAUUCAACGCCGCCAUGUCGUCAGAAAAAGCAGCAGCAGGAAUAUCCAGCGCUGGAACUAGCAUGGUUACAACCCCAAGACCGGGAUCGCCGCAGACGGAGGCAAUGCCUCAUCUGAGUCUUCAAAGACAACAAUCGAGUGGUAUAAUAGCUUCAGCCGUUCAAAACCUAAGAGCACGAUCCGUCAAGCGUCGAAAUGUAAAAGAAAGAGAAUAUAAGGAUCCGGGAUGCCCCCUCGAGCAAGGUAAUGGUGUUUACGAACACAUAUAUGCGGAACCAGGGGGAGUGACAACCUUUGCAGCGGUCCCAAGCGUUAAAACCACCACCGUUACCAUUGAAACGGAUAUUGAUGAGGUGGUCGAACCACCAAAAUUAAAACGCUCAUACUCCAUGUCUACCAAUACCCCACCAUUGGUUUGUCGAGGAGCGGAAGUUAAAGAUGGCGGACUCCCUCAAACCGCAAAGACAUUUGAGGUAGGACAGGACAUUAAAGCUGCGCAGACGGCAACUCAAGUAGAAGCUGCUCAAAUGGCAAUGCCCAUUAAGCCCCCCCGCAGGAAAUCUUCGCGAUCUACAUCACCGAUCAAUCGCAUGGAUGAGGAAAAACGGGGACAAAUAGAAAGGCCUCCUGCUGGCGUCAUUGGUGAAAAGAAGCGUGACACCGGAGGACCCAAUGAGAUUGUGGCCUGUACCACAUGUGGUGGCAAUAGCGGCACUCCCUGCACGCAUUCGGCUAACAAUGGCUGUGCCACAGAGACUUGCUUUGUUCAGGUGCGCAAAAAAGAACCGCCACAUCCUAUACGUAUCGCAAAAACUAUUGAUGUGAUUGCUAGAAUUACAUUUCCGACAGCGUAUGCCAUUUUCUUAAUUUUCUUCUUUGUACACUAUAAAGGAUUUUCGUAAAAUCAACAGUAACAACAAAAACACCAACACCAACAACAUAAAACAGAAACAAAACAACUCCUCUAAACAACAAGCAAAAAAGACAAAAUCAAUUAUUAUAAACCCCGAAAAAAGCUGGCGAAUACCAAAAAGGUAUAAACACAAAGCAAACCAACAAAUGACGGGCGAUGAUGCAUGCGAUGGUUCUGCUGCCACCAAAAGCGAAAAGGAAAUACAUUCAAUUGCAGAUCACCGCCAUGGAAAUGGCCUAGGACAGAAAAAAAAACACAAGAACCAAAAAGAACAACAGCAAAAGCGACAAACAACUGAGAUUGGUAAUCCGAAGGAACAAAGUGGGAUUUAAAGCGACAACAAUGGACGAAAGUUCCACGAACCAUGCAAAUAAAUUCCAUUUUCGAUUGUGUAACGAGAUUUCGUGCAGUUAUUUAGUUGAACAAGCCACGCCAAAAUGGACAUCCAGGAAUAUUUAUAGCCAAGCAUUCAUCGACAUACCUUGACUACAGAUAUGAGUAAAUAAAAGACAGGAACUUCAGGGCAAUUAGCAAUUUCGCCAAAUUUUACUUCAAGCUCUUUUUGUGAGCGAAAGGCAAGCAAUAAAAUAUUGCAAAACAUCUUCUUAAGUUCUAACAGUUUAAUUAGAUGUCAGUCUCGGUGGUUUGCCUCAAUCCCAGUUAAGAUCAAUAUUUAUAAAUUAUAAAAGUUUAUGUGUGAUAGGAGACCCUGCUAUAGUCAUUAACUAAGUAUGCUUUAGCAUCGUUUAUAACAUAGGCUCCAGAAAGAGCAAAUUCACACCCAAACCACAAAUGAUAGGUAUAGCUUCAAAAAUAUCGAUUUUGUUUACCAAUAGCGGUUGCCACUAGUUCUCCCAUACAGUAAAAUAAAACCGUACAAAAAGGUUGAGUACACUUAACGGUGGCCUAGAAACAAAACUCAUCGAGAAAAAGUCCAUGUAUGAUUUUCAUAAAAUAUUUCGGCCAAAAAUAAUUUCAUUACAAUUUUGCCAAAAUACAGUAUUUCUUGGCAGUUUUUGAUUAAAUAGAGUUUAAAAAAAAAUUUGAUUUGAUUUCAAUAAAACCUAUGGUAUUUUAACUUUUUAGAAAGAUGUAUUCAAUUUUGUUUUUAAAAAUUUUUAUCUUC